Molecule: messenger RNA, 963 nt
Organism: Musca vetustissima
Lineage: Eukaryota; Metazoa; Arthropoda; Insecta; Diptera; Muscidae
Gene: Osi2
Exons: 4
Coding region: 310-960 (216 amino acids)
Source: RefSeq, a predicted model, not a curated record
GCUCAACAACCUCAACCGGCUGGCGGUGAGGGUCGUUCAUCAAUCUUUGAUAUUUUCGGUUUAGGUGGCGGUGAAAGUGAUCCCUAUUUGGCACGCACCAAUUCGAAUUGUUUGAGCGGUGAUCUAUCGGAAUGUUUUAAAAAUCAAGCUUUAUCCAGCUUUGAUGAAAUCUUCUAUCGUAAUAGUUAUCCCAGUUUAACAGAAUUUGCCCGAAUUGUACGUUUGCCCGAGACGCAACAACGUUCCUUAUUGAGUGAACCAUUUGAAUAUUCUGAAGAACCACGCAAUGAUGAUAGCGAUUGGGAUCAAAUGGUGAAAUAUGCCUUGAGACGAGCUGAAAGAUUCAUUAAAUCCACUGCCUUGGAAGUAGAAGUACCAGAAGAACUAACAGAAGCUGGUCGUUAUGAAGCACGUUUCAUUGGCAAUGACAUUGAUAGUGAAUUGGAUAUUAUUGAAGAGAAACAUGCUUCAACAUUGAAACGCAAGAAGUUGAAGAAAUUGAUCAUCCCCCUGUUGUUGGUAUUGAAAAUCUUCAAGCUGAAAUUGUUGCUCUUCUUGCCUUUCAUUUUGGGCAUUGUUGGCCUUAAGAAAGUUCUCAGUUUGGCUGCCAUUAUUCUACCCGGUGUAUUUGCUUACUUCAAAUUCUGUCGUCCUCCUGGUGCUCAUCAAGGUGGUGGUCUAUUCUCUGGUUUAUUUGCUGGCAAGGAAUCAUUUACUCAAUAUUCGCCUCAGGGUGUUGGUCCAGCUACCUACUAUCAUCAUCAUGAUCAUUAUGAACAUGGUGGCUAUAGACCAGAACCACAAUUCUCUAAACCUUAUGGUGAUUAUUAUAGUAAAAAUUAUCAAGAUAGUGGUUCGGCUAAUACCGUUAGCUUUGGUAAUACUGCUCAAGAUGCUGCUUAUUCCGGUUAUUAUGGCAGAAGUACUGGCAAAGAUAUUGAAAGUACACAAAAGAGUUAAAUG